Oryza brachyantha (malo sina) is the source of this 2539-nucleotide messenger RNA. RefSeq names its product CSC1-like protein HYP1. The coding region runs from base 98 to 2191 and encodes 697 amino acids. Gene Ontology annotation, cellular component: plasma membrane. Gene Ontology annotation, molecular function: calcium-activated cation channel activity. The record is from RefSeq and is a predicted model, not a curated record. NCBI's taxonomy places the organism in Eukaryota, Viridiplantae, Streptophyta, Magnoliopsida, Poales, Poaceae. The transcript has 10 exons.
UUAGCUGGUGUGCCGCUGGCCGGUGGGGCCCACUCGCGCGGCGGGUUCUGGAAGGUUCGGGAAGGUUCGUGGGGAGGAGCGGGAGGCGGGCGGGAGGAUGAUCGUGUCGGCGCUCGCGACGUCGGUGGGGAUCAACCUGGGGCUGACGGUGCUCCUCGCCGCGGCGUACGCGCUGCUCCGCCGCCGCCCGCCGUACGUCGGCGUGUACUCCCCGCGCAGGCCGUACGCGCCGCUCGAGCCGUGGCUGCCCGCCGCGUGGCGCCGCACCGAGGACGACGUCCACGCCGCCGCGGGCCUCGACGGCGUCGUCUUCGUCCGCAUCUUCGUCUUCAGCAUUAGGGUGUUCGCGGCGGCCGCGGUGCUGGGGGUCGGAGUGCUGAUGCCGGUGAACUUCCUCGGGGACCAGCUGCGGCAGAUUGACUUCUCCGAUCUGCCGAAUAAGUCCGUCGAUCUCUUCAGCGUCUCCAACGUGCAGGAUGGCUCCAACAAAUUGUGGCUCCACUUUUCUGCUGCGUACAUCAUAACUGGAAUUACAUGCUACCUCCUUUAUUAUGAAUACAAAUAUAUUUCUGGCAAGAGGCUCGAAUAUUUUAUGACAUCAAAACCACUACCUCAGCAUUUCACAGUUCUAGUUCGAGCUAUCCCUGUAACCAAUGGUGGCUCUGUGAGUGAUUCUGUUGAUAAGUUCUUCAAAGAGUAUCAUCCAUCUACCUACAUGUCACACACUAUUGUUCAUCAAACUGGCAAACUCCGCCGCCUUCUUAAUGACGCUGAGAAUAUAUGUACAAAGCUUGCCAACUUAAAGUCUGUACGGCGUCGUUCCGUAGAUCCUCCAAGAAGAUUUCUUGGAAUAUUUGGUGGAAAUGAUCUGGUUGGAAAGUAUCAGAAAAGGCUGGAGGACAUAGAAGAAAAUGUCAGAAUGGAACAAUCAGAUGCUACUAGGAGCAGACAGGAAGUUCCUGCCGCUUUUGUGUCAUUCAGAUCUCGAUAUGGUGCUGCAAAUGCUAUUUACAUUAGACAAUCAGACAACCCUACUGAGUGGCAGACUGAGCAUGCUCCUGAUCCUCAUGACGUUUACUGGCCUUUCUUUUCUACAUCCUUCAUGGAAAGAUGGAUAUCCAAGUUUGUAGUCUUUGUAGCUUCUGUUCUCCUGAUACUCGUCUUUCUCCUAGUUUCGGCAUUUGUUCAAGGACUCACCUAUUUGGAACAACUAGAGACAUGGCUGCCUUUCCUGAAGAACAUACUGAAAAUAGCUGUUGUCAGUCAAUUGGUUACAGGAUAUCUUCCCAGUGUCAUUCUUCACUUUCUUUCCUCCUACGUGCCCUCAAUAAUGAAGACAUUUUCAAUUAUGCAAGGGUUCAUCUCUGUGAGUGGGAUAGAAAGAAGUGCUUGCAACAAAAUGCUUCGGUUUACAAUAUGGAGUGUGUUCUUCGCAAAUGUUCUUACUGGCUCAGUACUCGGUCAACUCGAGAUAUUCCUUGAUCCAAAGGAAAUUCCUUCAAGGCUUGCAGUUCUUGUACCAGCACAGGCCUCUUUCUUUAUUACAUAUGUUGUAACAUCUUGGACAAGUCUAGCAUCAGAACUUACUCAAACUGCUGCCCUUUUAUACCAUUUGUGGGGUAGCUGUGCAAAAUGUUGCAAGAGGGAUGAAUCGAAACCUCCAUCAAUGCAUUACCAUAGUGAAAUUCCUCGGGUUCUCCUGUUUGGACUUCUUGGGCUCACAUACUUCAUUGUAUCUCCACUUAUUCUCCCAUUUGUACUGGUAUACUUCUGCCUUGGAUACUUUAUAUAUCGUAAUCAGCUUUUUAAUGUAUAUUCACCCAAGUAUGACACUGGUGGAAGAUUCUGGCCAAUUGUGCAUAAUGGAACAAUAUUUUCUCUGGUGCUGAUGCAUAUAAUUGCAAUUGGAGUAUUUGGAUUGAAGAAACUUCCUCUAGCAUCAAGUUUGCUGGUACCUCUUCCAGUGCUAACCCUUCUGUUCAAUGAAUACUGCCGGAAUAGAUUUUUACCGAUCUUCGAAGCAUAUUCUACUGAGUCAUUGAUAAAGAAAGACAGAGAAGAACAGAGUAAACCAGAAAUGGCAGAAUUCUUCAGCAACCUUGUAACUGCAUACAAUGACCCAGCAAUGAAACCCAUCCAACUAUCCACAAAUUCAGAUGAUCGUACUGCACCUCUAUUGUCUCCUGCUUAGAUCCAGAUAAGUAAUAUCUUCAUCCUGACUCUAAACGGCGUAAUUUUGGUUUGACGCCGAUAAUCAGAUAUGAAACAGUACAUUUUGUGCUUUCUUGUGAUGUUACACUUGUAAAGUUCCAAGACCUGACUGUAUUGUUGUUGCGCGGGUUUGAUUUGUACAUCUUAAUUUGUGCUCAUUGCUUAGAGAUGAAUAAUGCAUUGCUCCUUAAUGAAGUAGUGCCGGCAAUGCAAACUUGUAUGGGUUUGUACUUGUAGAGAUGUCAAUUAUCUUCUUUCUUUGAGUGAUUGUAUCACCUAAUCAUCUGAGAUCAAUAAAAGCUUGCUUUAUCUAAAAUUUAUUUUUGUG